AUGUGUGAUCACAAGGAAGGAAACGUGAUUGGCCUUGAUCUCAGUUGGAGUGGUCUGGUUGGUUCUCUCCAAUCAAACAGUGCCCUCUUCUCACUUCAAAACCUCCAAUGGCUCAACCUUGCCGGCAAUGAUUUCGACGACUCUGAAAUCCCGUCUGAGUUUAGUAAGUUGAAAAGUCUAACAUAUCUCAAUCUCUCUGGCAUAGGACUCACUGGUUUUGUCCCACCUGAAAUCUCUCUUUUGUCAGAACUAGUUUCGCUUGAUCUCGGUCUGAAUCAUCUUUUGUUUAGGAGCCAUGUUUUUAACAUGCUUGUCCAUAACCUUACAAAAUUAGAAAAUAUGAUCCUUGACCUUAUGGAUUUGUCUUUGGUUGUACCCUAUUCUUUCCUUAACUUGACUGUCUCAAUGAAGCAUCUGAGUCUCUUUCCCUGUCAUCUGCAAGGAAAAUUUCCAGCUGAAAUUUUACAAUUUCCAUAUCUUGAAAAUAUCAUUCUUCAGUUUAACGUCGAUCUCAUUGGUCAUCCACCUGAAACAAAUUGGAGUAGUCCCCUUAGAGUGUUGGAUGUUUCACAGACGAGGUUUUCAAAAGAGUUGCCAGACUCAAUUGGAAACCUUAAACACUUGAAAACACUUAACCUUCGAGGUUGUGAUUUUAUGGGGUCAAUCCCUUCAACACUUGGAAACCUCACAAAAAUCACCUUCUUGGAUAUCUCAGGCAACAUGUUCCAAGGGCAAAUUCCAGAUGUUUUUGGGAACUUAAACGAUCUAAGUUCCAUGGAUUUUUCCCAUAACAAUUUCAGUGGGUUCUUGCCAUCAUCAACAUUUAACCUCACCGGCCUUACUUUCCUGGACUUCUCUUCCAAUUUCCUUCAGGGUACCCUUCCCAACAACGUACGUGGACUUCCAUAUCUAAGAGAACUCCACUUAAAUGCAAACUUGCUUAAUGGCAGAGUACCAGGUUGGUUGUUUAGUCUACCAUCUUUGAAUUGGUUGGACCUCAACUCUAACAAACUUAAUGGUCCCAUUGACCCAAUUCAAGAGCCUAAUCUAGUCCAAUAUGUCGAUUUGUCAGAGAAUGAAAUCCAAGGACCAAUUCCAGGUUCUUUCUUUGACCUUGUGAACCUUAUUGAUCUUUACAUUUCAUCAAAUAACUUGAGUGGCAAUAUCAAGUCAUCCGAGCUUGUGAAGCUUAGGAAUCUAGGGUUACUUGAUCUUUCACAUAACAGCUUACUGUCAUUAACUAGCUGCAAUAAUGGUGCCAAUUCUACACUGCCCAUGGUAAUUGAGUUUCAUUUCUCUUCUUGCAACAUGCAACGUUUCCCAAGCUUCUUGAAUGCAUCCAAGUACUUGCAAGUUUUAGAUCUUUCUAAUAACCAAAUUCAUGGUUCCAUUACAAAAUGGGAAGCCGAAGGAUGGGAGAGCUUGAUUACUUUGAACUUGUAUAUGAACUUCAUGACUGGCAUAGAGCAAGUUCCUGGGAAGCAUCUAUCAGCUCUCGAUCUUCGUUCAAAUUCACUUCAAGGACCACUUCCAGCUUUACCACAGUCAUUGCUUUAUUUCUUAAUCUCAGACAAUGAGUUGGUUGGAGAAAUACCUCCUACUAUUUGCAAUUCGAGUUCUCUUGUUGUACUUGACUUAUCCAAGAAUAAGUUGGGUGGGAUUGUUCCAGACUGUCUUGGCAAUUUUAGACGUCUCACAGUUAUGGAUUUGAGAACGAAUUACUUUCGCGGAAAAAUUCCAACAACAUACGUCAGAUAUAGUUCAUUGAGAACACUUAACCUCAAUGACAACCAACUUGAAGGAUCAAUUCCACAAUCAUUAACGAACUGCUACAGUUUGGAAGUUUUAGAUUUGGGCAACAACAACAUAAAUGAUACAUUUCCUUAUUGGUUAGGUACGCUUCCUAAUCUGCAAGUUCUUGUCCUUCGAUCUAAUAGAUUCCAUGGUGACACACAAAAUUUCAAUGGAUCAUUUACCUUCAGUAGCCUUCGAAUGAUUGAUCUCUCUCGAAAUGAGUUCACUGGUCACAUCCCACCAGAGCUAUUUGAAAAUUUAAAAUCAAUGAAAGAUAUUCAGGUAGACAAAAGUGGUCCAAAGUACAUGGGAGAAUAUUAUUAUCAAGACUCUGUAAUUGUAACAAUGAAAGGGUCGGAUUUCAAACUUGAGAGAAUUUUAACUUCUUUCACAGUUAUUGAUUUUUCAAGCAACCAUUUCAAGGGGUCGAUUCCUAAAGAACUUGGAGAACUCAACUCAGUCAUAGUGCUCAACUUCUCACACAAUAGCUUAGCAGGUAAUAUCCCACCAUCACUUGGAAAAAUGGCAGCACUUGAAUCAUUGGAUCUCUCGUCAAACAAGCUUCAAGGAAGAAUCCCAGUGCAGUUAACUGACUUGACAUUUCUUGGAGCAUUGAAUCUUUCUAAUAACAAUCUUGAGGGGCAUAUACCGUUAGCUAAUCAUUUCGAUACUUUCUCAAAUGAUUCCUUCGAUGGCAACUCCGGACUAUGUGGAUUUCCAUUGUCAAAGAAAUGUGGCAACGAUCAGGAACCAGAAUCACCUCCAUCAACAGUUGCUGAUGAAUCUGAAACAAGUAUUUGGAAAAUUGCAGCAAUGGGUUAUGGAAGUGGACUAGUGCUUGGAUUGAGUAUGGGAUACAUAGUUUUCACAACUGGGAGACCUCGUUGGCUAGUGAAGAUGAUCAAGCGAAACCCACAAAAGAGAAGAAGGAUCCGUCGAAAUGGAAGGAGAAAGAAUUAG
Messenger RNA from Gossypium raimondii (Peruvian cotton), 2754 nucleotides. RefSeq names its product receptor-like protein 6. The transcript has a single exon. NCBI's taxonomy places the organism in Eukaryota, Viridiplantae, Streptophyta, Magnoliopsida, Malvales, Malvaceae. The record is from RefSeq and is a predicted model, not a curated record. Bases 1 to 2754 code for a protein of 917 amino acids. Gene Ontology annotation, molecular function: protein binding.